UAAGUUCAACGGGAUGAAAUAUAAAGCAUGUAGCUUUCGCAGAACACGUCCAGUUCCGUGCCAAAUUGCUUGAUCAGAACGUUUUUCUUGGAGUGCGUACAAACACCUGUUCAUCAUGGGAUCCUCCCCGAUAAUCCUGUCUACCGUUGUGGUAGUUCUGUGCAUCUCCAUGUGGACCGUUGUUUCGUCGCCUGUCUCUAAUGUGCAGCAAUCAUCUGCAGUCGUAGAUCACCAUCUGCAGCGACGAGAAAUUAUGUUCCGGCCACUGUUCGCGUAUCGUGAACAGGAAAUAAAGAAAAGACGCCUACAGGAGGCAAGAGACGACAGGCGCAUUGAUCAGCAGGAAUACGAGCGGCAGAUGCAGGAGUAUGAGAAGGCGAUGAAAGAGUAUCGCGAGAAAUAUGGCGAAUGUUGUUAGUUUCCUCCAGAAGCUUAAAGUGAUAAUUUUUUCUAUUAUUUAACGAAUAAAAAUAGUAUCUAAAUCUAAAA
This is a messenger RNA of Topomyia yanbarensis, 489 nucleotides long. RefSeq lists its product as uncharacterized. Lineage: Eukaryota; Metazoa; Arthropoda; Insecta; Diptera; Culicidae. The record is from RefSeq and is a predicted model, not a curated record. The transcript is spliced from 2 exons. Bases 116 to 418 code for a protein of 100 amino acids.